Molecule: messenger RNA, 1179 nt
Organism: Phaeoacremonium minimum UCRPA7
Lineage: Eukaryota; Fungi; Ascomycota; Sordariomycetes; Togniniales; Togniniaceae
Product: putative isocitrate dehydrogenase protein
Exons: 2
Coding region: 1-1179 (392 amino acids)
Biological process (GO): isocitrate metabolic process
Cellular component (GO): mitochondrion
Molecular function (GO): magnesium ion binding; isocitrate dehydrogenase (NADP+) activity; NAD binding
Source: RefSeq, a predicted model, not a curated record
AUGAAUGGCGACGAGAUGACACGGGUCAUCUGGGCUGAGAUCAAGCAACGCUUCAUCUAUCCCUUCCUGGAUAUUGACCUGAAGUACUUCGAUCUAGGCCUGCCAAAUCGGAAUGACACCGAUGACCAAAUCGUCUACGACGCCGCCGCGGCCAUCAAGCAAUACGGCGUCGGCGUCAAAUGCGCCACCAUCAGUCCUGAUGCUGGCCGAGUCAAGGAGUUCAACCUCAAGCAACGCUGGCCGUCGGCCAACGGCAUCAUCCGUAAUUACUUCGGUGGCACCGUGUUUCGCGAGCCCAUCAUCAUCUCUUCGGUUAAGCCCUAUGUUUCCGGGUGGACACGGCCAAUCGUCGUGGGACGCCACGCGUACGGCGACCAGUACAAGGGGCAAGACUUCAUAGUUCCUGGGCCAGGCACUCUGGAACUUGUCUACACGCCUACGGUGGGUGAACCUACACACAUCAACGUCUUCAAGUACGAAGGCAGUGGUAUCGCCCAAGCUCAGCCCAACACGGAUGUCUCGAUUCGUGACUUUGCCCACGUCAGCUUUAAAUAUGCGCUGAGCAGAGGUCUGCCGCUGUAUCUAGCCACCAAGGAUACAGUCAUGAAGAAAUACGACGGUCGUUUUCGCGACAUAUUCCAGGAGAUCUACGAGGCCGAGUAUGAGGAUCAAUUCAAGAAAGCCGGAAUCUCCUACAUUCACAGACUUAUUGACGACAUGGUCGCCUAUAUGAUCAAGAGUCAAGGCGGCUUCAUCAUCUCGCUGAAGAAUUACGACGGCGACGUACAGUCUGACAUCGUGGCCCAGGGAUUCGGAUCACUUGGCUUGAUGACGAGCGUUUUGACAACGCCUGACGACAACGCAUUCGAGGCCGAAGCGGCUCACGGCACCGUGACUAGGCAUUUCCGUGAGUAUCAGAAGGGCAAUCCGACAUCGACAAACCCAAUCGCGAGCAUCUUUGCUUGGACGCGUGGUCUCAAACGACGAGGGACUAUUGAUGUCACGCCCGAGGUUGUAGCAUUUGCUGAGAGCUUGGAAAGAGCUUGUAUUGAGACUGUUGAAAUCGACGGUGUUUUGACUAAGGAUCUCGCUGUAGUUGCGGGUAGAGGAGAUGAGUUUGUCAACACUGAGGAGUUCUUGGACGCCAUAGAGCGGAGACUCAAGCUCAUCUUAGCCUAG